AGACCGACGGGCUAGUUCUGCGCCGGCCGGCAGGGUAGACGGACGUGUGUGCCGUUUUAGCGCGAAACUUCUUCGUAACUCUUCGAUACUAAAAAACUUGUAUCAUCAAACUUGUCAAUAUAUUGUAAAUUUUAGUAUUGUAUUGUGAUAUAAUAAGCUAUAUUAUACUAAUUUUAUAUAAAGUGACUGUUUGUUUCAAGACAUUGUGUGAUGUUUAUUUUUUUGUGUAACUGCAACGUGUUUAGUUCAACGGACUGAGGAGGCUGAAAAUGUAUUCGCGGUGUUAAUUAGACAGUUUUGUGUUUUGUGUUGUGUACAAGUGACUGUGUUACAAUGCGGACUUUGGGAGUCACGGCCCUAAUGGUCCGAUGGUUGACGUGCUUACUCGUCAGUGUGGAGUGGCAGGUUCAAUCCCAGCUCGUGCAACAAAAUUCUGAAGUAGAUAGUUCAUAUAACUUUUACUAUGAACAGCCAUGCUGUGUGGGCCCGGUGAUAAAAAACAAAUACCACAUUAUGAGGCAUAAGAGAGAUCAUGUGCGGGAAUUCUCCUGUGGCACUCUAUACUACAGGACCUUCUUUGUGGAUUCCAAACGCGACGCUCUCUACGUCGGCGCUAUGGAUCGCCUAUAUCGAUUAAAUAUGAACAACAUAAGCGCGUCUCACUGUGAUAGAGACUCAAUCAAUUUGGAGCCAAGCAACGUAGCACAAUGUGUCUCCAAAGGAAAAUCAGAACAUUUCGACUGCAGAAACCACGUCAGAGUGAUCCAGCCAAUGGGCGACGGAUCGAGACUUUACGUGUGCGGAACCAACGCGCACAGCCCCAAGGAUUGGGUGCUAUAUUCGAACCUGACGCACCUGCCGCGACACGAAUACGUGCCAGGCAUCGGCAUGGGCGUCGCGAAGUGUCCCUACGACCCGGCCGACAACUCCACCGCCCUGUGGGUGGAGCGAGGCAACCCGGGAUCGCUGCCCGCGCUCUACUCCGGCACUAAUGCGGAGUUCACGAAAGCGGACACCGUGAUCUUCAGAACCGACCUCCACAACUUGACGACGGGCCGGCGGGAGUUUUCUUUUAAGCGCACUUUGAAAUACGACUCCAAAUGGCUAGACAAACCAAACUUCGUGGGUUCCUUCGACGUCGGCGAAUACGUGCUGUUCUUCUUCCGAGAGACGGCAGUGGAAUACAUCAACUGUGGCAAGGCGGUGUACUCAAGAGUAGCUCGUGUCUGCAAACAAGACACGGGCGGGAAGAACAUCCUCAGCCAGAAUUGGGCCACUUACCUGAAAGCACGACUUAACUGCAGCAUCCCUGGGGAGUUCCCGUUUUAUUUUAAUGAAAUACAGAGCAUUUACAAAGUGCCGGGAGACGACAGCCGGUUCUAUGGAGUGUUUACAACCGCCUCCACCGGGUUGAUGGGUUCAGCCAUCUGCACGUUCACCAUCGGAGACAUUCAGAAGGCGUUUGAAGGGAAGUUCAAGGAGCAAGCCACGUCCAGCUCCGCUUGGCUGCCCGUCAUCAGCAGCAGAGUCCCGGAGCCGAGGCCGGGGACCUGCGUCAACGAUACUUCAUCGUUGCCUGAUACAGUGCUCAAUUUUAUAAGGUCUCACCCACUGAUGGACAGUGCAGUUUCUCACGAACACGAGAAGCCAAUCUACUACAAACGGGACCUGUUCUUCACCCGCCUGGUCGUGGACAGAGUGAAGGUGGACAUGAUGGGUCACCAACUGGACUACACCGUUUACUACGCGGGCACCAAUGAAGGAAAAAUUCACAAAAUCGUGCAGUGGACUCGCAACGGCGACAGCCAGUCAGCUUUACUUGACAUCUUCGACGUUACUCCCGGCGAGCCGAUUCAGGCGAUGGCUCUGUCGCGGCUACACGGCUCGCUCUACGCCGCAUCCGACCGGCGCGUGCUACAGCUACGCCUGGCGCUGUGCGCGCGCCGCUACGACGCCUGCGUGCGAUGCGCGCGCGACCCCUACUGCGGGUGGGAUCGAGACGCCGGUGUGUGCAGGGAAUAUAUGCCGGGAUUAAUUCAAGAUGUGGCGAACGAAACGGCGGAUAUCUGUGACUCGUCGAUCUCUCGGAAGAGCGUUUCAGCGACUUGGGGCCAGAGCUUGCAUCUCGGCAGCUUUGUGAAGAUGCCCGAAGUACUGCAGCCCAGAGCUGUGACGUGGUACCAUUAUUCUAGAGAAAAGGGACGGCAUCCUAUUGCAUUUAAUAAACCUGAGAAAUAUAUCGAGACAUCGGAACACGGGCUGCUGAUAAUAUCUGUGAACGAGGCGGACGCGGGUCGCUACGACUGCUGGCUCGGCGGGUCCCUUCUCUGUUCUUACAACAUCACGGUAGAUACGCACAGGUGUUCACCGCCGGAGAAGAGCAACGAAUAUCAGAAAAUUUACACAAACUGGUGUCACGAAUUUGAAAAAUACAAGACCGCCAUGAAGACAUGGGAAAGAAAACAAGAGCAAUGCGCUCGACAGAACGACUCGAAUCAGAACACGCAUCCCAACGAAAUUGUGUGAUAGCUUCUGAACAUCGCCUAUCUCAUGUUUCAAUCGGUCAACUACUACGCCGGGGCGAUCCCCAUACCUUACGUCUCGGCCUCUCUGCAGUACUACCACGUGCUCUCGUGAAGAGACAUCGAUACCCUCCACAUACAGAACGAACGUGAAGCUCAAGAUAUAGUGAAUCUAGUGCCCCCUCUAGCUUUUGUAAAACUAUAGUGACAAGUGACGGAACCCAUCGUUCCACAACGCAGCGGGAACAUGAGAAAGGUGAUUGGACAAGCGAAAUUAUAUGGACCUCGAUUAUUAAAAUUUAAGGAACGAUUCCUAGCGUUGUGCGAUGUUUUGUUGGAGAUUGUAUGUAUAAAAAAAGGUUUUAUCUAAAAAACUUUCUUAACGUAAGUACGCUUUGUUCGUUAAAGUAGAUUUGUUAGUGAUCCGAAUGGAAUUAAUUUUGUUUUCUAGUAUAAUAUAUAAAACUAUGUGAUUGGGAAUUUACUCGUAAAUUUACUGUUUAAUGUAAAAGGCGUUCUAACAACGGAUAUUCGGUAAUUACUGAAGUAAUAAAGUAUCGCAUUAGUUGUACAUUAUUAUGAAAGGUGAGUGAUAUGUUCAAAUUCUAUGUAUUUUACGCAAAUGUUAUUUUACUGCCAUACCCGAAAAGUUAAUUAAACUAUAUCACUCAAUCAUUUGUCAGGUAAAUUUUACCAAAUCUUUGCAAUGUACUAGAAAAUCAAUUGAACUUUUAACUUUGAUCAAACACAGCCUCAAUAAUCAAAAUUAAUAUAAGUUAAAGUUCUUUUGACCAUUUCAUAUAACUAAGUAUAUUUAUACUUGUUUAUAUUAUUUUACUAUUAAUUAUAGACACAUAAUUUAAUAUUCCGGACUAUGUUAUUUUACGAUUGAAGUAUUAAAUUAAUGUUUAGCAAAUGACUAAAAUAAUUAUGAAUUAAACAUCGCUAGUUAAAUAAUGCGAAUUUAGACGUUGGUCGACUGUGAAAUGUGAUCUGAGAGUAAUUUGAUUUUACUGGAUCCGAUUAAAAUACCAAAAUAAACCUAGCAGUUUCCGAUAAAAUUAUACGUGUGAAUUUGAAUUAACAACUUAUCCAUCUAUGCAUUUAUAGUUAAGCAUUUACUAUUUUUUCCCAAUAAUAAUUUACUCAUACAUUUGUUUUUAUUAAUAAAAGUAUACCUACCGCUCUAUUUUAUAUACAAAUAAAAUCUUUUAUUCAGUUGGCCCAUUCUUAGAAAAUAUAUAAUUUACCUAAAUUUAUUUUUGGGUUACAAUAGCAAUAAAAUACACUUGCCAGAAAUAUAAAAUUGUACUGUUAUUUUAUAUAACAAGCUGACCCGACAGAAUUUGUCCAUAACUAUGAAUAUUCAAUUCUAACUAAAACAUUGUAAUUUAAAUGAAUUCCCAUAUCCAUGGUCACGCCAUUACUUGAAAACAAUUUAGUCGUUUUCAAGAAUAAAAAGCAGCUGUCUCCUAAAUGCAUAUUCAUAUAUCAUUCAUAUCAAAUGCGUGAAUUUCGAAAUCCUUGCGUUAGGUCUUCCGAAAGUUGCUAAUUUUUCAUCGUAUUAGAAACGUUAAUACUUUUACAAAGUAUUAUAUAAAAACUUAUAUACAGCCUAAUUUAGAAACUCCUCUUUUUGGAAAUCAGCCAACAAAAACAAAGAUUAUUAAAAUUAAUGGUUGAAGUCAAAAGUUUUCAUGUUAUGGCAUGACCAAAGUAAAUAUGGAUUAAUAAUUAUAUAUAUUAUAUACAAUUUUAUUUAGUUAUUCUUAAGCUACAAGCAUUUUAAUCUUCAGUUGUAAUUAAGUUUGUUAACAAAAUGAUCAAGAUGGGAUACCUUUUAGCUGUACUAAUGGGUGAAAUACGUACCGCUAGCCGCUUCGCCGUAAUUUCAAAUCUCCGAGGGUUGUGGGAAGGUUCGCCUCAUUAUUUUUCCCCUAUUCGUGUAAAUAGUUACCUAAUUCUGUUCUCUACUAAUGUAAGUACGUAUAGAAUGCACGUCCCUAAACGUAAUGAGUAUAUUUUAAGCCUGUGAUAUAUAAGAAAUUCGUUUAGGGCAUAUAUAUAAGUGUUCAUUCACUAACUGGUAUAUAGAUAAAUUAUAAUUUUUAAACGCCGGAACUUUUUAUCAGAAAAUAUAUUAAGAUUUUAAAACCUAAAAAUAAGUUUCUACGAAAAAUAAAUCACUUUGAAAACGUCUUUUAGAAUAUUGAAUGUCACAGAUAUAGUUGUACGGUAUGGUUAGACGUCACAUUCCUUUGCCACUGCCACGUAAAAUAUAAUAUAGUCAGUAUAAAAUAAUACAUAAGUACUUUAUUUGAUCAUCCAAGUUUAACAUUUUUUCUUAUACAGUAAAAUUUUAUAUCUAAAUAGGAUAUUUACUGAAAGAACAAAUAAUAAUUAUAAUUUGAAAUUGUUUGGCACAUCAAAAAUGGUAUGCACAUUUUGUGAUGUACCAAAGAUUUUAUUAUUAAUUAGGAAGUAGGAAUCUGCCAAUUCGUUAUACAAAACAUACGUUAGUAUAUAAUAUAACUUUUUGUAUUGUAUUUUUGUAUAUAACUUUUUGUGUUGUAUACUCAACUGUGUGUUUUUAAAAAUAGGUGUGUUUUUCAAUACCGAAUUAUUUUAAAUUAAAUAAUUGAAAGAUAUACAUUCUGCCUUAUAUUUCUAUUUGUUUUUUAAAUUUAAAUUAACAUGCCAUUACAAUAUUACGAUAGACGACAGAAUAACAAUCGAUUAUUUUUUUAUAAAUACGUAAUUUUGAUAUUUUCAAUCGGCGAUAUCGGCAGUUUUCUACUUACUAACUUAAUACAAAGUGUCUAUACAUGAAAGCACAUGAUCCACAAGAAAGCUGGAAAUGUAUAAUGGACUCUUCGUACGGUAGGACCGUAAAACUUGACGUAAUAAAACAGCAAUAAUGUUUACUAAAAGUUUCAGCAAAGCUUGCUCAUCUUAGUAAAAUGUAUGCUUCGACAUACGGAAAAAGGCCUGUCACGCUUAGCGAGUAUAUGUUAUGUACCCCGCUUACAAUACUCCCUAUGUCCUUGCGUACAUAUUUACUAGUAGAAUAUUAUUAUUUAUAAUAUUUAUAUUGAAUAUAUAAAAAUACUAGUAUAAAGUAGCCAGUGUUUAGGAAAUACUCUGCAUAUUUUUGUACAAAAAAAUUAAUCUAAAUGUUGUUCUAUAAAAUAGUUAGUAAGUGACCCCUCACGUAUCAUACUCAUUGGUAACUGUUUGAGAUUACAUUUUGUUGUGUUUACACUUUUGUCGUUCGAAGAAAUAAUAACCAAGUGCAUAAAAGUGGCAGUCAGGUGUUUUAUUGACUAUUUAAAUGAGAGGCAUUUUUUCUUAUACAAAAACUUACUAAAGUUACUGUCAGGAAUAUCUAAUAAUUUUAUUUACGCAAUUUUAUGUACGCAGUAUUUUUGUGUAUUUUUUUUAUUUUUGAGCAGACCCAAAUAUAUUACAAUUUGAGUUAAAAUUUCAAUUGCGAAUUUUUACAAUUUUUUUUGGAAUGUAAGAAGUUUUUAUGUAUUAAUUGUCGGUAUAUUUUGUGUAAUAGAAGAAUUAUAUUUAUAUUUGCUUGGACUUAACUGAUAUUCAAACAUACCUGAAUAUUGUUAAAAUCUGAUGAAAAUAUAAAAUAAAUAAUGAACCCAAAAGUGUAAAUAAAAAUAAAAUUUCUUGACUUCAUAUCAUUUUUAUCUACGUAAGAGCUUGUAUUAUAUUAAAAUACUUACAUUCAUUCUAUGUAUUUCAGAAAAUUAAAUCAUAUUAUAUAAAUACUAUUAUAUUUUCUAGAAAUUUAUCGAGAAAUCAUCUCUGUAGAACAAUGUUUAAUUGUUUAUGUAUUUAAAAUAACCUACACUGUGUCAUACACAUGGAUAUACAAAGUCUCAAGCCAAAAUGGAUGAAGAACAAAAUGAGUUGCUAUAAUUCGUAUUUUGUAAUGUAUAAAAUAAUUAGGAUUUUUUAUUAUUAUCCAAAAAAACCAUAUUACUUAUCCUAAAAAAAAAUUGGAUGUAUAAUUAUUUCCUUUACAAGCUAACUUUUCUGUAACUUGUCGGAACAAAAUCGCAAUGAUUCUGUAAUAUUUCUUCUAACAAUUUGGCUUGCGUGUAGUGCAUACAACUAUCUAUAUGUAAACAAUCCAUAGACAUCAAAUAUAAAAGAAAAUCGAUUUAUGAUCAGCCAAUAAUGUAUUUUUCAAUUGUUGUUUAUUUAAAAUAAGCUCAAUAAGCCCAAUAUUAUAUAAAAAUAGGAACCAAAGUCACUGAACAUGUGCAAAUAUUGUAUUAGGUAUUAUUGUGUACUGUUUUUUACUUAACUGUAAUGAUUGUUGUUGAUCAUAAAUCAUUUGUUUACGACAGUGCGGUUAUUUUGCGCUCAUUUUUUGUUUAUAGCGAAAUGAAAUCAAAACCGGCCAUUUUGUACUACUACUAUAUUAAAACGUAUUCCUUUACUCUAUAGAUAAUUCUAAAGGCUCAACUAACGAGGUAACAGUUCUGGAAUUCCGCCGUACUAGUGUAAUUAUAACUUUAGGUGCUUAUGUUCGGUUUCGCAGAUAUAUUUUCCCUCAUAUCAUGUUGUAUAUACAUAAAUCGGGAUAGUACAUAAAUUAGGAGUAAAUAUCUGAGCUUCGUCGUUUAUUAAUAAAUUGUGUACUACGUAAGAUAUCGUACUUAAGUAUUUUAGUGUUUACGAAAGGGUGUCCCAAGUGACGGGGUGAGCCUGCGCAAUAAUUAUAGCUAAAUAACUUACUAUUGUCUGUACUAUUGGAAUAGUUCUGUAAAUUUCACAUGUUACUAUACUAGGUAUGUAAGUUAAUUUCAAAUGUAGAGAUAAGAUUUUAUAUAAUAAAUCUGUGAAAUGUA
Bicyclus anynana (squinting bush brown) is the source of this 7396-nucleotide messenger RNA. It is a transcript of the gene Sema2a, whose product is annotated as semaphorin-2A. Gene Ontology annotation, biological process: negative regulation of axon extension involved in axon guidance; negative chemotaxis; positive regulation of cell migration. NCBI's taxonomy places the organism in Eukaryota, Metazoa, Arthropoda, Insecta, Lepidoptera, Nymphalidae. The record is from RefSeq and is a predicted model, not a curated record. Gene Ontology annotation, molecular function: semaphorin receptor binding; chemorepellent activity. The transcript has 16 exons. Bases 334 to 2526 code for a protein of 730 amino acids.